GUACAUAACAGCUUUAAUGGACUCUGCGGAAGAAGAGCAGAGUGAGGCUGAGGAGGGUCAGAGUCUGGAUGAAGUGACUGUGAUCGAGCCUCUGGAUGAGUUCUCAGCCCUCCUGGAGAGGUUGGACGCUCUACACAACGGCAGCGAUGGAGACAAGAGGGAGUGCCUCCGCACCAUGCUGGAUAAGAGGGAGGAGGUGGGCCACAUCAACCAACUGUCCAAGUCUUGAGUUCGGAUGUCCUAGGGCUAGUAGAUAUCUGUAUUUAAAAUAAAAUACAAUCACAGCAGUAGCAGACAUGGGUUCAAAUAGUAUUUGCUUUCUUUCAAAAAAUGUCAGCUGUGCUUGAUUGAGCUUGCUUGAGUUUGCUUGGUGCAAUGAAACCAAUGGAAUAGUUCCAAAAGAGCAAAUCUCGCCCAUCUAGCCCUGUAGACAGGCCUAAUCCAGUGGUGCUUACAGUAUUUGAAAGAAAACAAAUACUAUUUGAAUCCAGGUCGGAGCAGUAGAGCUCCUAGGUGAAGCCUGCCUCCAAAUAAAGGUCAAUGACGUAAAGUUUAUUGACACUGACACAGUUUAUUGACACUGACACCUCUUUUCUUCACAGUUUGGACAGAACACUACAUUCUUAUGGCGACUAGUUCGGGCCUACGUGGAUGUUCAUGACAUCACUACCAACCUAGAGCAGAAGAAGACCCAUGCAGAG
Molecule: messenger RNA, 701 nt
Organism: Coregonus sp. 'balchen'
Lineage: Eukaryota; Metazoa; Chordata; Actinopteri; Salmoniformes; Salmonidae
Source: the annotation of a GenBank genome assembly